UUGAAAAAAAAGAAGUGGCUUCACUCCAAAUUUCAAUCAUAUUUAUUAAUUAUCAUCACUACUACCAAGUGUGCUGCUUCCUUCUAGGGCUCACAAACUAGUGUGUGAUUGUACAAUGAGAAAAAGACAAAUCUGAUGGAAAAAGGGUUUGGCAUGAAAUUCCCUUAAAGCAGCAGCAGCAGUAGCAGCUUUGGUAAUCGAAUACCACUCUCUUCUGAAUCUGGUUAUUGCUGGGAUGGCAAUGGCAAUGGCAAUUGCAGAAGAAGGAAGGUUUUUCAGAGUGCACAACACACAGGGUUGUGCAUUCAUUCCCAAGCCCAAGCCAAAGCCAAAGGCAAGCUUUUUGUUCAAUCUUAAGCACAGAAAAAUGGCAUCUUUUUCCUCCACCUCCACUCUAAUCCUAAAUGCCUACAAACCCAACAAACCACAACUUGCUUGGCCCUCUCCCACCGAUGAGAUUCCAUUUUGGAGCAAGGAGUUUCCUUCUCUGGAUCAUGUGGGUGCUGCUGUUGAUGUGGUCAACCAUGAUCAUCCUCAUCAGCUCAUGCACAUCACUCACGUCACGGCUGAAAUGGCACCCAUAGCCAAAGUGGGUGGCCUUGGCGAUGUCGUCACUGGACUUGCUCGUGCCUCCUUGUCCCGUGGCCACACCGUCGAUAUAAUGCUCCCUUUCUAUGAGUGUAUCCCAAGGCAACAAAUCACUGACUUGGCUUUAAUCACCACCUUUAGCUCCUACCAUGAUGGAGUUUGGAUCUCAACCGAAGCCUAUCGAGGACUGGUUUCAUCUAUCCCUGUUAUUUUCAUUCAACCCUCCAACCAUUUCUUCAAGGGCAAACAUGUGUACGGUGGCUCCUAUAAUGAGCUCGACGCUUAUGUCUUCUUUAGCCGUGCUUGUCUUGAAUGGAUGCAGGUGACUGGAACCCAACCAGAUAUUAUUCAUGUCCAUGAGUGGCAGACAUCUGCUUUGCCCUUGCUUUAUUGGGAUAUGUAUCAUAAUCUUUCUCUAAAGAAACCAAGAAUAGUCCUAACCAUCCAUAACAUGGAGCAUUUUGGAGAGUGUAGCGAACAGCAACUUAGCAAGUCUGGUCUCGAUGGUUCUCUAUAUGCAACUAUUGACAAGGCAGUUGAUGAACGAACUAUUGGCCAUAAUCCUGAGAGAUUGAGCUUAUUGAAAGGUGGAAUAGUCUACAGCAAUGCGGUUGUCACAGUCUCCCCAACAUAUCUUAAGGAAACGAUGUGCUCAGGAUGGCUUUCAAGCACUUUAGUGAGCAAUCGGCAUAAGUACUUUGGUAUAUUAAAUGGGAUUGACACUGCAAUAUGGAACCCUGCCUUGGAUGUUUUCUUGCCUGCUAAGUUCCAUGGUCAGAAUCUUGAGGGGAAAAUGUUAUGCAAGUACUUUGUCCAGAGAGGCCUUGGUUUGGCCUCUAGUGAGAGUGUACUGGAUGUGCAAACCACGGUGCCAUUGGUUGUUUGUAUCACACGACUCGUCGCACAAAAAGGCCUUCACUUAAUUAUUCACGCAAUGAAGCGCGUUGAGGAACUUGGUGGACAAAUGAUUAUACUGGGAAAAGCUCCAGAUGGUAACAUUCAAAGAGAAUUUGAAGGACUUGCAAAUUUGCAUAAUCAGGGUCCUAGCAUUCGAAUCUUAUUGAUGUAUAGCGAGGAGCUGUCUCAUAUGCUUUAUGCUGCAGCAGACAUGGUGUUCGUUCCUUCCAUGUACGAACCGUGUGGACUUGCACAAAUGAUUGGCAUGCGUUAUGGAGCAGUACCUGUGGUUAGAAAGACCGGUGGUCUAGCUGAUACAGUCUUUGACAUGGACAAUCAGCUAAACCAAGAGAUGGCCAAUGGGUUUGUUUUUGAGGGAAUCGAUGAAGCAUCUCUAGAUGGGGCCUUGGAUCGUGCAUUUUCCUACUUUAAAGACAAUCCUGAUAAAUGGAACAGCAUUGUGAGGAAGAUUAUGGAAAUUGACAAUAGCUGGAACAACACAGCUGGGAAAUAUAUUGAGCUGUAUAGCUCAAUCAGAGCAAAUGCUGACUGAUGAUACUUUAGACACAAAGGCCUUCAAUUUCAAGCUACUCCAGACUAGACUACACAGGUUGCACCCCUUAUGCUGUCAUUUUUGGCUACUUUCUCAGAAAAUGAUCACCUUGGCCACACCUGUGAUUGGUGCUAGUAUGCUACCUGCAAUGUAUUAAGCUGUGCAUGUAUGUAACAUGUAAUAAUAAGCUGAUGCUGCUGUAAAUACAACAAAUUAACAGCACUACACAAAUGGCAAAAUUUUGAAAUUUCUUUAGACA
Humulus lupulus (European hop) is the source of this 2297-nucleotide messenger RNA. RefSeq lists its product as uncharacterized. Bases 236 to 2038 code for a protein of 600 amino acids. Gene Ontology annotation, molecular function: alpha-1,4-glucan glucosyltransferase (UDP-glucose donor) activity. Lineage: Eukaryota; Viridiplantae; Streptophyta; Magnoliopsida; Rosales; Cannabaceae. The transcript has 14 exons. The record is from RefSeq and is a predicted model, not a curated record.